AUGUCAACUUUAUCCUCGCGCGUGGGCCUUCGUGCCUCCACCACCACCCUCGCUUCCUUCCGAAAACACGCAAAACAAUCAGUAGUCAACCCACACAGUAGCAAUUUUAACAGCAGAAGAAAGUCUUUACUCGUCUCGAACGGCGCGACGAUUUCCUUCGUCCGAGACUCCGUGGAAACAUCCGUCCCGGACGUGAAACUCACAAAGUCGAGAGACGGAACGUCCGGGACGGCGUUUUUCACGUUCGAAAACCCGGACGUGUUCGAAAGCGCGACAGGGGACAUCACGGGGAUGUACUUGUCCGACGAGGAAGGCGAGAUGACCACGGUGGACGUGAACGCGAAAUUCGUAAACGGGAAACCGAAAUGCAUAGAAGCGAGAUACAUCAUGCGUUCCUCCCAAGAGUGGGAAAGAUUCAUGCGAUUCAUGACGCGAUACGCGGAAGAUAACGGAUUAGGAUUUAACAAGACGUCGUAA
This is a messenger RNA of Bathycoccus prasinos, 477 nucleotides long. RefSeq names its product photosystem II reaction center protein Psb28. NCBI's taxonomy places the organism in Eukaryota, Viridiplantae, Chlorophyta, Mamiellophyceae, Mamiellales, Bathycoccaceae. The record is from RefSeq and is a predicted model, not a curated record. The coding region runs from base 1 to 477 and encodes 158 amino acids. The transcript is spliced from 2 exons. Gene Ontology annotation, cellular component: photosystem II; membrane; photosystem II oxygen evolving complex. Gene Ontology annotation, biological process: photosynthesis.